Messenger RNA from Scylla paramamosain (green mud crab), 1710 nucleotides. RefSeq lists its product as uncharacterized. Gene Ontology annotation, molecular function: acyltransferase activity. Lineage: Eukaryota; Metazoa; Arthropoda; Malacostraca; Decapoda; Portunidae. Bases 357 to 986 code for a protein of 209 amino acids. The transcript is spliced from 3 exons. The record is from RefSeq and is a predicted model, not a curated record.
CACAGAGGCUGGCAGGUCCGCCGAGGCCAGCAGGAGCCUGGCGCUGGAGGCCAAAGGAGCCAAGACGCAGCGGAGGUCCAGCGCUGAGAAGGGCAAGGAACGGCACUCGGCCGGAGAACAAGAGAAGCGACAGUCUCCAUCAGGUGAGUGGCGGGCGGCCUUCUCUUGGGUGGCGGCGGUGGUGUGACAUGUGAGUUGCGUCACGCUGCUCCCUGCGGCGUCAUGUUCACUCAUUCUUCCUCUCCCAACAGACCCGCACAGGCCCAUCAAGCUGAAGGUGAUUCCCCGCAACGUGACCGUAGGGCGCGGCAUCGGCUUGCCCAUGGGCAGUCCCCUGGCUGCCGCCCGCUCCCCACAUGUGCUUUGUGCCCCCUCGCCUGCCUGCACCCGCGCUACAAAACACUGCCCGUCGUUCACUCCUCGGGUGGCCACACACUUCUCCGUGGCACGCCCACCUUCCAGCAGGCGCCCACGUCCUUUGCCUCCGUGGCGCUGCGGUAUGGGCGGCGGUGCAGCUCCCCACAGACGCCCCAGUUGACCGGCUGUGCCUCCUGCACGGCGGCGCUCCACUCCGCCAGACCUCUCCUUCGGGCCCCAGGGUCCCCGCGACUCACCUCCAGCAGCGGCGACCACUGGAGUGCCUUUAUCAGCAAGAACCACCGCACCCAGAGUGUCGGGGCCGCCGUGCCGGCCCGGGGAGAUGGACUGGCUGCCCGCGCCGUCACCCUGUUCCAAGUAGAGCUCCUGGUGCUCGGUGUCCACGGACAACGACUCUGGUCCCUGCUGCUGUGACACAAGGAGCAGCUCUCUCAUCGACGGGGAGCGGUGGACGGCGGAUGAAUACUUCAGCUCCCGCGCCUUCUUCCGCAUCAUGUCCGACCCGCCGAUCCUGGUGGUGGGCGGCGUGCGUCAGAGUUGAAAUUGUAUGGGACUCGUUGCUGUGCUCUGCGUGUAGCUGUGAGGUGAGAGAAGACACAGUAUGUUGAGGGAAGGCAGCUGCACUAGUGACAGCAGCAGCAGAGCCCCACCACUGCUGCUGUUCCUCUCCUCUUCCCAGCACAGCAGCACACAGGACACAUUUCCAUCAUCUUUAAAUCCCGGACACUUGUGCCUUGGUGAUAAUCUCACAGCAGCAAACCCUACAUUGCUCAGGUCAACUUCCAGCUAGAAUCAUAAUAUCUGGAGUUAUUUUUCCACAAAGAAGGAUUCAAAAUAUCCCCCCCCCAAAAAUAAGAUAUUUUUAGAAAUGAAAAUCCACUCGAAUUUUCUGCCUGAAGCUCUCGUUAAAAUGACUCCCUCUUGAAUCUUGUGUCCGACUCCAGCUGUGUCCAAGAGAAUGGAUCUCCAGUUUGUAGUGAGACUUCCGAGCCGCCCAGACCUGUGAAGGCGAGCAGUCCAUCAGAUAAUGAGAGUAGACAACAUAAGCAACAUAAUGAGAGACAAAGUCACAAUAAUAGAGAUAAAAUGAAGGCACUCAAGUAUUAAUGAGAAAACAAAACAGAAUAAUAAGCAAAGUAAAAUAAUGAGACAGUAAGGCCAGUCAACAAAUAAUAGUGAAUUUACUGUAGGAAGGGUCUGCUGUACUACUUAAUGACCAUUCAAGUCUACUUGUUAAAGAUGUGUUUACACUUUGAAGUGUCAUUUUCUUGUACUAUGAUACAUUUUUAACUAUUUUCUUCCACCUGCCUUAAUUAACAUUGAGUAGAGUCU